AGCGUGCCAACCCUCCUCCCGUCCAAUCAAUCCAAGCAUAUCAUCUACCAUGUUUUUGAUCUACUGGCCGUACUUGGCCUUGGUGCUUUCUUUGGCCUUGUGCCUCGUGUUGGUGGUGGUGUCUUUGGCCGGGAGAUUGUGUCGCGCUCGUAUGGAACCGCUGCCCGAACGAGACUUGUCCACCUAUUUCACGGAUAGCAUGGAAAACAACAUUCUGCCUUAUCCCACUGACGAGGAGCUCCUUGAUGCGGCCUCAGCCCCACCUAUGAUGUCCGAUGUGGAGAUGCAGGCUCUGCCGCCAUCGGCGGGAACUUUCGAGGCGGGUCUGCCCUACUCCUUGGAUCAGUCCAUGAGCCCCGAGGGCCGGCGGGACUUUGAAGUCUAGAACGCCCAGUGCAGUGUGGCCACACCCUGCCCUAUUCAUCGAUGACUGAUGCCGGCGCAUCCAGACAGUUGUGGGAUGUGAUGAACUAGUGUCCGUGUUGUUGAGCCCGAGUGGACUUAUGUGAUUGAUCAUCAUGUCGGGCCCGACGGAGUUCACGCUCGAGUCCGUGCGCCAAUACAUGUUGGCCCAAGAUGGUCGUGUGACCAACCACGAGUUAGUCAAGUAUUUCAAAGCGUGGCUGACCCACCCCUCGGAGAAGGAGCAGGCUCGCCAGAAGUUUAAGGAGUAUGUCAACACGUUGGCCACCAUCAAACAAGAGCAAGGCGAAAAGUAUCUCGUCCUGAAGCGGAAGUUUUAUCCGCAUUUCGAAGAUGACGAGGACUUGCCCCCCGCGCCACCCCCGCCGCCCCCUCUCAGCCAGCCACCCAGACAAGUGUCCGAAAGUCCUUCUCUGUUGGAUGAGGUCAUGGCCGGAUAUCAGACCAUGUCCUCGCAAAAUGUAACCCACUACGCCAAUCCCACCCGACGAGUACUUCCCCCCACCCCGUCUUCGGCCAGUGCUUUGCCAUAUCGUCCUCCGCCAUUAGUGCCCCCGCCGUCGGAUUAUGGCCUACCCACCCCGCCAGACCUGGGCUUGCCCAUUUCUGGCCAUAUCCAGUCGCAUUAUUAUAACCCGCAAAGCCAGCGCUCAAGCUACGCCUCCUCCUCGUCCGGGGGUCAAGCUCAAUCUAGGUCCAGCUACGCCCACAACGGCCACGGCUCACCUCAAAUGGGCGACAUGCCUCGAGUCCCACCGCCUUAUCGACCACCGCCAGUGUCUUCCAACUAUCGAUCUCCACCCUUGCCUCCACCGUCUUCUGUGAUCCGUCAGAUGGCCCCGCCUCCGUCAGAUUAUGGUUUACCCGUGGGUUCUUCCUCAUCCCAUUACGCAACAACCAGAUCCAAUGGCUUUCAAUCUCACUAUCAAACGUCACCACCUAUUCCUUUAAGUGGUGGAAUGAUAGCAGGAAGGGGGCCAUCGUCUUUGGUGAUGGAUUUCCAGCCCUCGGGCGAUCCGCAUGCCCCACCCAUACCCCGACGGAAUGGUCAUCCCGAGGGAAUAUCCCGACAGUCCUCGACCUCUUCAGUACAUCCGGAGGGUAUAUCUCGACAGUCUUCGACUUCUUCAAUGCAAAGAGCCCCUCCCCCACCGCCACCCAAAGUGAAAGAAGACACGCCUCCUCCUCCUCCUCCUUUACCAUCUCGGUCGUUACCUCCACCUCAGUCCAGUGUUCCAUCGAGCCAUGCCUCGAGUCGUCGGAGUUCUCAGUCAUCCGUGACCACCACCUCCAAUGGAAACUUCUCUCGACAAACAUCGUCCAGUGAGGACAAAGAGAACUCGUCGCCAGACGACGGGGGUCAUGCCAUGGAGGUGAGCGGGUCCUUGGGGGCCAAAUCGAUGCCCAACCUCGCGUCAGAAGGUGGGUCCGGCAUUCCGUCACUUGGGCCCUCUGGGCCUCAGGAGAAGAUCAGUGUCAAAGAGCGAACCAAGACGUUCAAUCGGAUGGCCUCCGAGAUCGACCUGAAUGGCCAGGCGGGUCAUUAUCCAAUCCGGAAAUCAAGCUCGUCAUCCAUUGGAAAUGCGGUGAAGCGACGCAAUUCUCGAGCGGCUGAACAGAUCAGUAGCCGUAGAUCCUCUUCCACCCAUCGGGAUGACCGCAGUGACGAUUCGGCCUCGAUUACUACCAUCGAUCAGAACUCCAAAACAUGGAUGGUUCGCUCGGCCCAAGGGGAAUUUCAUGCCAUGAUGAAGUUGCUCCGUGAAGACCCGCGUCUGGCCAAGCAUCGGGACUUCACCUCGGGAUUCACGGCUCUGCAUUGGGCGGCCAAGCACGGCGACCUGGACAUGGUGAAAUUGCUGGCUGGAAACUACAAAGUCAAUCCCAACGCCAAGUCCAAUGGUGGAUAUACCCCUCUACAUUUGGCAUGUCAGUUUGGUCAUCAAGAGGUAUUUGACAUCUUGAUUAAGUCCUUUGAGGGGGAUCCCAAGAUCCGAGACAACUCGGGAAAGACCCCUCGCCAAUAUAUGAUGGCUAAUGAGCAAACCAUGGGUCUUUCUCUCUCGAAUGAUACCUUCAGGCAACUCAAGGAUAGGCGUCGCAAUCGGAGACAAGCUGCGGAGAAGAACCCGGGGAUUUUAAAAUUCGGCUCUCUCUCGGUCAAGGUCAAGAAAACCACCGAGGCCUUUAAUAACUAUUUCACGAGCAAGGGCGAGAAUGGCGUCCAUGGUGGCGAUUCCGACGGGAUGAAGAUGCCGCCUCCCAAAUUUGGUCCGAUCAAGAAACGCAAAUCCAAGAGGUCGAUCGACUACGGAAAACCGCAGCCGGUGAUCAGCGGUCCCACGCCCAUAGCGGAUGCCUCGCCCAUGAAAAGCAUAGUAGUGGAGGAAGAGGCAGUGGAACCGAUUGCCAAAUCGGACGACAGUGACUCGGAAUAUGGAUUUGACUCCCAAUGGACGGCUCCCACCUAACUACCUUCAUUUCUAUUUACAUCAUAAACAGGCCGACAGGAAAAAGUAUUCUCAGAACAUUCCAGAAACAUUCUCUGAACACAAUCUCUCGAAAGGUUAUUUCAAGAGUGAGCAUUCCCUAAUACGAAAGAUCUGUCCACUACAAAAGAUCAAUUUUGUCAACAACGUUUUUCUCUUUUUUUUCCUCGAUCAUUUCUAAGAAAUACAUAUUUUCUGCUAA
Messenger RNA from Tigriopus californicus, 3114 nucleotides. Its product is annotated as ankyrin repeat domain-containing protein SOWAHA-like. The transcript has 4 exons. Lineage: Eukaryota; Metazoa; Arthropoda; Copepoda; Harpacticoida; Harpacticidae. Gene Ontology annotation, molecular function: protein binding. The record is from RefSeq and is a predicted model, not a curated record. Bases 519 to 2894 code for a protein of 791 amino acids.